Lepus europaeus (European hare) is the source of this 4291-nucleotide messenger RNA. RefSeq names its product actin binding LIM protein family member 3 (gene ABLIM3). Gene Ontology annotation, biological process: lamellipodium assembly; cilium assembly; cytoskeleton organization. The coding region runs from base 306 to 2174 and encodes 622 amino acids. Gene Ontology annotation, molecular function: actin filament binding. The record is from RefSeq and is a predicted model, not a curated record. The transcript is spliced from 21 exons. NCBI's taxonomy places the organism in Eukaryota, Metazoa, Chordata, Mammalia, Lagomorpha, Leporidae. Gene Ontology annotation, cellular component: actin cytoskeleton; stress fiber.
GGCGCUGCCAGCCCGGCUUCUGCCCGGGAUUCGGAUCCCAGGAGCAGGGGGUCCGGGGCGCCGGUGUCCUCCCUGCCGCCGCCGCCUCCUCCCUCUCGCGCUCACCUGCGCCUAUUAGUCCACUCGCCUUCAAGGCCAGUGGCUCCAGCCCAGACGGACAGGGGACAGCAGAGGGAAAGCGCACCUGAGGAUACAAGCGGGCGCUGCACUGCCUUUUCACCCCCCAGGUGAUGAGUGAGGUUCGAAGAACGCAAGAUUUGAAAAGCGACCGUGGUGAAUGAAAGACCCCGGGUACAGGCACCACCAUGAACACGAGCAUUCCUUAUCAGCAGAAUCCUUACAACCCGCGGGGCAGCUCCAAUGUCAUCCAAUGCUACCGAUGUGGAGAUACCUGCAAAGGGGAAGUGGUUCGUGUCCACAACAACCACUUCCACAUCCGAUGUUUCACCUGUCAAGUAUGUGGCUGUGGCCUGGCCCAGUCGGGCUUCUUCUUUAAGAACCAAGAGUACAUCUGCACGCAGGACUACCAGCAACUUUAUGGCACCCGCUGUGACAGCUGCCGGGACUUCAUCACAGGGGAGGUCAUCUCUGCCCUGGGCCGCACCUACCACCCCAAGUGCUUCGUGUGCAGCUUAUGCAGGAAACCUUUCCCCAUUGGAGACAAGGUGACCUUCAGCGGUAAAGAAUGUGUGUGCCAGACGUGUUCCCAGUCCAUGACCAGCAGUAAACCCAUCAAGAUCCGCGGACCAAGCCACUGUGCCGGCUGCAAGGAGGAGAUCAAACAUGGCCAGUCGCUGCUGGCGCUGGACAAGCAGUGGCAUGUCAGCUGCUUCAAGUGUCAGACCUGCAGUGUCAUCCUCACCGGGGAGUACAUCAGCAAGGAUGGCGUUCCGUACUGUGAGUCUGACUACCACUCCCAGUUUGGCAUUAAAUGUGAGACCUGUGACCGAUACAUCAGCGGCAGGGUCUUGGAGGCAGGGGGGAAGCACUACCACCCAACAUGUGCCAGAUGCGUACGCUGCCACCAGAUGUUCACCGAAGGGGAGGAGAUGUACCUCACAGGUUCUGAGGUUUGGCACCCCAUCUGCAAACAGGCAGCCCGGGCAGAGAAGAAGUUAAAGCAUAGACGGACAUCAGAAACUUCCAUCUCACCCCCUGGAUCCAGCAUCGGGUCACCCAACCGAGUCAUCUGCGACAUCUACGAGAACCUGGACCUCCGGCAGAGACGGGCCUCCAGCCCAGGAUACAUCGACUCCCCUACCUACAGCCGGCAGGGCAUGUCCCCCACCUUCUCCCGCUCCCCCCACCACUACUACCGCUCUGGGCCUGAGAGUGGCCGGAGCUCUCCAUACCAUAGCCAGUUAGAUGUGAGGUCCUCCACUCCGACCUCUUCUCACCAGCCUCCCAAGCACUUUCACAUCCCAGCUGGAGAAAGUAACAUCUACCGGAAACCCCCGAUCUACAAACGGCAUGGUGAUUUGUCUACAGCAACCAAGAGCAAAACAAGUGAAGACAUCAGCCAAGCCUCCAAGUACAGUCCGGCAUAUUCACCAGACCCGUACUAUGCCACGGAAUCUGAGUACUGGACCUACCAUGGAUCUCCCAAAGUGCCCCGGGCCAGAAGGUUCUCAUCUGGAGGAGAGGAGGAUGAUUUUGAGCGCAGCAUGCACAAGCUCCAGAGUGGGAUCGGCCGGCUGAUUCUGAAGGAGGAGAUGAAGGCCCGGUCAAGCUCCUAUGCUGAUCCCUGGACCCCUCCCCGGAGCUCCACCAGCAGCCGGGAGGCCCUGCACACAGCUGGCUACGACAUGUCCCUCAAUGGUUCCCCUCGGUCACACUACCUGGCUGACAGCGAUCCCCUCAUCUCCAAAUCUGCCUCCCUGCCUGCCUACAGAAGAAACGGGCUGCACAGGACACCCAGCGCAGACCUCUUCCACUACGACAGCAUGAACGCCGUCAACUGGGGCAUGAGAGAGUACAAGAUCUACCCUUAUGAACUUCUCCUGGUGACCACAAGAGGCAGAAACCGACUGCCCAAGGAUGUGGACCGGACUCGCCUGGAGCGCCACCUGUCCCAGGAAGAGUUCUACCAAGUCUUCGGUAUGACCAUCUCUGAGUUCGACCGGCUGGCCCUGUGGAAGAGGAAUGAGCUCAAGAAGCAAGCUCGGCUGUUCUAGGCGGAGGCUCUAUAACUAUAUAUAUGCAUUUCUACAAAGAUAGCUGUAAAGUCUCAACACAGAAGCUUGGUGUAACCCUCUCUUGUAUAAUGGGGCAUGCUGCCUGCCAGGGAUUCACUUUUCUGUACUGUCAGGCAAGCCUGCACCAUCAAGAUAUUUUUAUGCUCCUUACUCCCUCUUUUCUAAGUGCUGUGGGACCUGGGAAGGGAUUUGAGGGGACUCUGUCCUUUGACAGGGGAUCCUUUUUAUAUCAAAACAUCUGUCCUUCCUAACUUGAGUCCCCUAAAGUCCAACUCUCAUUCCUAGAAAAGGUGCCUAGAGACACCUCUCUUCUCUCUGCUUCUCGGCCCUUAUUCCAAGGCCCCAGCACUGAUGCUGACCAUGGGGUUUUCACAUCUUAUUGGCCCCAGAGGGGCCCUCCCACAGGAGGAUACACAAUGACCUUCUGAACCACGGAGCGCCUUGGAGAUCCCAAGAAGAAUUUUCUCAAAAUCCCCACUUAGGAGCUCUCUGGGGGAUGAUGCACUUGUAUGUAUGAGCCUCAAAUCCACUGGCUCUUCCAGUAAACAGAAGUGAAUAGGGCCCUGGUCUCUCCUCAGCUCUUCAACCCUCCUCCUUCUGCCCCUUGACCCUAACCUCUCCCUUGUCCAAAUCCAGAAUCCAUGGUAGGAAAAAAAAAAAAAAAGGCACUUCCCUUCCCUCCGCCACUUCCAACUGGCCCCUCUGCCUGGCCUGGACUUAGAAGACCAGAGGAAAGGAGAGGAAGCUGGGUGUGGGAGAUGGAGCCUGGCACCUGUUGAAAUCUGAGCUGCAGAACUCAUUGGGACCUCCUCUUCUUCACUGCUCCCUGCAACUCCCCACCUUGGCCCUUUCAAGGAGAGGCCCAGUACAGCAGCCUGUAUUCUUCAGCCUUAUUACAAUCUAUGUGCCUGACAACUCAACAACCACAGGGCUAUGUUCCCACCUUAGCUCCUACCCAAAAACUAGACAAGCAACUCUCACCACGGUCUGGAGGGAGAGUGGGCCACAUCCAAGAGAAAGGUCCUGGUUGGUGCCACUAGUCCUUAGCCUAGCAGAAAAACCAUCCCAGACCCCACCCAUCCCUGCUCCUGCUAAGAAGUUGGCUGUAUCACACAAGGAAACUUCAGAAAAAGGUUGCUUGCAGGAUUCCCAAGUGAAGCAGUGGCCAGCACUGCUCAUGGUCAUCCCCACUUUCCCCGUGGCUGCCUUUUCUGCCUCCUUGCCUUCUGGAACACGGUGGAAACUUAAACUUCUCUCCUCCCUUCUCCAAACCUUGAGCCCUGUGUUGGUAAUGUUCAGUGGGGGCUGUUCCUGCAUGGAGAUGUCUUGAGUCAGACCAUUUUGAGGUCUUGGAGGAAGGAUGAAGAAGUGGAAAUGACAGUUACGACUCUGAAGACUCUGGUGAUGUGAAGUGGCCAAUGUAGAACUGACUUCAACAAACCCCCACUGAGCACCUACUGCUGCUGCACGCUUGCUGAAUACGGGGCACUGAAUGGGAGAGGGGGGACACUGGGAUGAGACACCACAGGCCCUGGGCUUAGAGACAGUCUACUCAUCAUGGGUAUCUUAAAGCAGUUACCCAGACAUGAUGGGUGUAAGGAAGAAAGUGACAGGAGAAGGCGUGAGAAUGUGUGUGUGUGUGUAUGUGACACUGAAAAGGCAUAUGCAGUCCGUGCCGACCAAGGAAAGCUUUUGAAAAGAGACUGUAUUGAGCAAAGUUCAGGAAGUAUCUGUGUACACUGGGAGGAGACUGUAUGUUGAAAGGGUGAUAGGGUGAGGGACCAGAAGGGAAGUCUAGUAUACUCACAUUUAAAAGUCACCCCCCUCCCAUAACUUCUCUCUUUGGCCAGUGUCAAUAACUUCCCUGACCCUUUAGAAAUGUCCCCAGUCAGACACAAUCAUUGAAACUGCCUCAUAAUCACCGGUUGAGAACUUGGCGAGAUGGAAGAGCUUUUGUUAUUGUUGUUGAAUAUUUUUGUUUCCCAUAAAAGCACACCAUUUCAACCCAAACCUCUGUCCUUCUGUAGUUCCUAGUGUGAGUGGAAGUGAGAGGCUGAACCAUGCACAUUGUUCAAAAUAAAAGAACCUAAAGAACA